Monopterus albus (swamp eel) is the source of this 3299-nucleotide messenger RNA. It is a transcript of the gene gnb3a, whose product is annotated as guanine nucleotide binding protein (G protein), beta polypeptide 3a. Bases 1282 to 2304 code for a protein of 340 amino acids. Gene Ontology annotation, biological process: signal transduction. The record is from RefSeq and is a predicted model, not a curated record. The transcript has 9 exons. Gene Ontology annotation, molecular function: protein binding. NCBI's taxonomy places the organism in Eukaryota, Metazoa, Chordata, Actinopteri, Synbranchiformes, Synbranchidae.
UAUCCUGAUCUGUGUCUGCGUGCCUGCUGACAAAUUCUGUCUUUCCUCUUUUUGGUUUUCUCUCGGUUUUAUGCUCCAUCCCACCACCAGCGCUGCCCCGACUCCAUUUCUCCAAAUCCUGCAUCACUGCGCUCAAGUGAACAAAGGUCAGCUCCUUUAACCUCAGAGCUGAAUUUAUCUAUGCUGAAUUAGAGAAUAAAACCCAGGAACCAGCAAAGCACACACACAGUGAAAGCCUUUUUCUUCCAUACACAGAAAUAUAUGCAAGCACACAAACAAAGGAGUCCAUAAUCUACAAUAUCAAUGGCACAGCUAUGGCCUAGAGGGUUUUGCACAGAAAGGAUUGAUGCUGAUUCUUGUAGAAAACAUUGCUCUGUGAGGUCCAAGGUCACAUCAGCUACAGCAGCAUCCCAGUGCCCUUCUGAGGACUCAGAGCCUGUUUUGUCUAAUUUAAAUGUGUUUUCACUGGUUUUCUACACAGCAAAGCACAGGGCAGAAAAAAAAAUACUUCUGAAUGCCUAAAUAAAACAGUACGUGUUACUCAUCUUUUGUAAUGUAUAUCCCAGCAUGGGCAAAGAUUUACUAUCCUAUACUGCUUGUGUGUAAGAAUGAACCAGAAUCCUGUAGUUCUUUCUUGUUUUAUCACUACACCCUGUCUGAGCUCUGUUCUGCCAAUCUCCUCCUCUGCCUGUAAAAAUUCUAAUAUUAGCUUCACCUUGGGUUUACAAAACACAAACCCUGCACUCAGCCUUAGAUCUUUUAAAGACUACGUCAGCACCAUAAAAAGCCAUGUUCCCAGCUCCUCUAUUUACCUUCUUUUCCUUUCCAUCUCUGGGGUAUCUAGUACAGAUUUACCCCAGCCCAUGUCUUGUGAUCCCGUAACUGUAUUGUGCGCCUUGUUUGGUUUCCCCCACUCUUUUCUUUCCUAUUUGGUCUCAUAACCCCCCCCAUCCCACACACACACCUCUCUUUCAGACCAUGCCAGGGUUUUAUCCCCUCAUCACUGAUCUCCCUUCAUCCCUCCAAUCCUCAUCUGUUCCUCAUGGGAGCGAUGGAGAGAGUGAGUGAUGGGGGAAUAUCACAGUGUGUGUUAUACUAAAGGUGAUUAAGUGGAAGAAAGUUUAGCAACAGACAGGCUGAACUUAUGAGAACAGCCAGAGGGAGACCGCUGGAGGAAGAGUGAUUAAAGAUCUACCAGAAACACCUUGAACAGAGUCUCCUAAUUGGACUAUCAACUUUCCUGACAUCUCUCCCUGGUGACAGUGCCUAACAACCAUCGUCAUGGGUGAAAUGGAGCAGUUGCGAAAGGAGGCGGACAGUCUCAAAGACCAGAUCACUGCAGCUCGCAAGGCAGUGCAAGACACCACACUGCAGGAGGUAGCAGCUAGUAUCGCCGCAGUGGGCCGUAUCCAGAUGAAGACCAGGAAAACGCUAAGGGGCCACCUGGCAAAAAUCUACGCUAUGCACUGGGCUGCUGACUCCAGGCUGUGUGUCAGUGCCUCACAAGAUGGAAAACUCAUAGUGUGGGAUACCAUCACAACCAACAAGGUGAACGCCAUCCCUCUCAAGUCAUCAUGGGUGAUGACUUGUGCCUAUGCACCUUCAGGAAACUUGGUAGCUUGCGGAGGUCUGGACAACAUGUGCUCCAUCUACAACCUCAAAGGCAAGGAUGGGAACGUCAAGGUCAUGCGUGAGCUGGUGGGACAUUCAGGUUACCUGUCUUGCUGUCGUUUCCUCAAUGACACUGAGAUCCUCACUAGCUCUGGAGACUGGACUUCCAUACUGUGGGACAUUGAAACAGGGAGCAAAAAGACCAUUUAUGCAGGACACCAGUCAGACUGCAUGUCCCUGGCUGUGUCUCCAGACUUCAAUUUUUUCAUCUCAGGGUCAUGUGACUACACUGCCAGGCUUUGGGACAUCAGGGAUGGCACCUGCAGACAGACUUUUGGAGGGCAUGAAAGUGACAUCAAUGCAAUUGGGUUCUUCCCCAGUGGUAAAGCAGUGAUAACAGGCUCCGAUGAUGCCACCUGUAAGCUGUAUGACCUGCGAGCUGACCAGGAGCUCAUCACCUACCAGGACUCGAGCAUCAUGUGUGGGGUGACUUCCCUGGCCCCCUCCCUGUCUGGACGCCUGAUACUGGCUGGCUACGAUGAUUUCAACGUCAACAUCUGGGACUCGCUCAAAGCUGAGAGAGUGGGAGUCCUAGCUGGUCACGACAACAGAGUGAGCUGUGUCGGAGUAUCUCCAGAUGGUAUGGCGUGUUGCACAGGAUCCUGGGACAGCUUCCUCAAGAUAUGGAAUUGAGGCUGUUCAUCACCAGUGAGAAGAAAGAGAGCAGUUAACAUCUGCACAGGAGAAAGUAAAUGAGAUUAAAAUUGGAGUUUGAGGGAGGGAUGAGGGAUACGGAGUUACAUGGGGUAAAAAGAGGGUUUUUUUAAAACUGUGCCAAGUUGUAUAUAAAAUUGUAGAGCAGUUGUAAUGUGAACAUUUCUUCUUUCGCUCUUGCCUUUCUUCUCACUGAAAGGGGGAAUUUAGGCAGAUCAUUCCUCUUAAUUGUGAAUUACAUUACAGUUCAAAUUGAGAACGUGUGCACAUGUAUUGCAGUAAUUCAAAGAUCACCCAGUGAGAACAGUUGCCAAAUAAAAAUAGCAGCACACUGGAUGAAUAGAACAGAACGUGUCAAGUUACAGCUGCAUAGGUUCACUCUAGCUCAACUAACAUGCUGUAAUAUCAACACAUAUAUUGUCCUACAAAUAAUAGUGUUUUGUUUCAGAUUGUUGUUUUAGUGUGCAUAGAUUUCCCUAGAUUCUUACAUUUACCUUCUUUUCAUUAUGUAAUUUUGAGUUAUAGUUUGCAGAUGUCUUUAGUGUUUGACUGGUUUUGUCACUCAUGCACAACAUUUAUCAGGAUAUGGGGCCUCAUCCUUCAGCAUUAUACCCCCCCAGUGUCUAGAGCUGAAAAAUGCUUGGGUUAAACUGUUGAAGUAACAGAUGAGACACUAAAAUGGUUUUGAUUCACUGAGCACUUGCAAAAAAAAAAAAAAAGCCAAUUUGUCUCAUGAGAGAACUCUUUAUACGCGUCAUUUCAGAUGACAACUACUAUUGUUUGCACAUGAGCAAUACAUCUGAAUUUGUAAAGCUACCUUUACCUCUGCAAGGUACCAAGUAAACUUGAAAAACAGGUUUUGAACAUACAGAAAAAAAAAUGGGCAAGCUCUGGCUCGAAUUUGGAUGUCAUCUUUUCUAACACUUGGAUACACACUGUGCAAUAUAACAGUACUUUCUUCAUCAAAACUGUCU